Molecule: messenger RNA, 1371 nt
Organism: Paramecium pentaurelia
Lineage: Eukaryota; Ciliophora; Oligohymenophorea; Peniculida; Parameciidae
Source: the annotation of a GenBank genome assembly
UAUGUUUAAUCCUUUAAAUCGUGCCAGAUCACCUUAGAUUAAUGGAUAUCCAAAUCAAAUGAAUCCAAAUCCUUAAUAUGGUGGAAAUACAUAUCCAUAUACAGGAUAAUAAUCACCAAUGAAUCAACCUUUAGUAUAAAUGAAUUUUAACUCUUAGACAUAGAGAUCUUUCCCUUAUCCCUAAUAUCCUUAGAAUACUCCGCCCAAAAACUAUCCAGUUUAAUAGUCAUAAAAGAGUAAUCCUCCUUUUGCACAACCACCAUAAUAUCCACCUAGCUAACAAACUGUUUAGUCGAUAUAAGUAUAUUUAAUUAUAAGUUAGUAGCUUCCUCCACAAUCAUAGCCACCUUAAUAAGUCCCUUAACAAAAUUAUGCAUAAAUUCCAUAGCGAUCAUAACAAUAACUACCACCAUCAUCAAUAGAGUCAUAAAAAUUACCUUUUUCAUAGAAUAACUUUUAAUAAUAAGGAUAGACAUAUGUACCAUCAUAAAGUUCUGCUUUGAGUUUAUCAGGGUUGAGACAAACAUAUACACCUCCUACAUUUGUUCCUCUUCAACCUGUCAUGACUGUAUUAUAUAUUUAAGAAUUAGACUGUAAUCUAACGACCAAUUGAAUUUGUGGAUUUAGAGAAGUUUGAAGAACUUUGGGAUAAGAGAAUGAAAGAAUUGGAAGAUAGAAUUCGUUAAUCUCAAUUAUAACCUGAACCUUAAGUUGUUGAAUUGAGAGCUUCAAAUGAUGAAGAAAAAGAUGCUUUAAUAAAACAAUUACAAGAUGAACUUUAUAAAGUUAGAUGUGAUAAUGAAGAAAAGGAUAGAACAAUUUCUGAUAUGAAAAUAGAGUUUUAAUUGAAUAUUUAAACAUUGAAUGCUAAAAUAAAAUAACUUAAUAAUGACAAUAAUGAUUUAAGAUAGGAAUUGGAUGCUUUGAGAUAAUAAAAAUAAUUUUAUAAAUCAUAAUGUGAUGAGAAAGAUGAAAAUAUUUAAAAUUUAGAAAGAGAAAUUGAAGAACUUCGUUAACAUAUAGAAACAUUAACAGAAGAAGUUACAACAAGUUAAUCUGUAAAGACUUAUGAAGAAGAAGCAAAAAUAUGGAGAACUAAAUUUAAAGAAUUAAAUGAUACAUAUCAUGCUUGUUAAGAAAAAUUAAUAUUAACUGAAGCAGAAUUAGAUUUAUUGAAAAGACCUUAAAGUUAGUAAAAAAUUGUAACUACAUCUACUACUGUAGUAAAGAAUAAUAUUUAAACAAGUGGAGCUAAAUCUGUAAUAAUAUCAAUUGAUUAAUUUAGGACUCUGAUUAUCUUUCAAGUAGCCUAACUUAAUAAGAUGUUGAAAGAAUUCAAAAUUUAUCAAAAAAUAUUCCAUAGAUUUGAUU